Suillus bovinus is the source of this 816-nucleotide messenger RNA. RefSeq lists its product as uncharacterized. The coding region runs from base 1 to 816 and encodes 271 amino acids. The transcript has 8 exons. Lineage: Eukaryota; Fungi; Basidiomycota; Agaricomycetes; Boletales; Suillaceae. The record is from RefSeq and is a predicted model, not a curated record.
AUGAUUCCCGAUUAUCCUCCAGGUUGCAAGCGGACUGUCGCGGACAAUGGUUACCUGAAAAGUCUUCAUCGCCCUAACGUGACAUUGAACUUCGACGGAAUCGCUGAAAUUGUGGAGAAGGGCAUCCUCACAAAAACUGGUGAAAUAUUACCAUUCGAUGUCAUUGUAUACGCGACUGGAUUCACUGGCGAGCGGUACCCGGUGCACGUUCGAGGCUUGAAUGGAGCUACUGUUCAAGGUUAUUAUGAUGCGCAUGGUGGCCCUACCGCAUACAUCGGGACUGCAGUUCCUGACAUACCAAACUUUUACUUGAUAGCUGGACCAAAUACUGGAGCGCGUACAACGUCAACGUUCAUCACGGAAGUGCAAGUUGCAUACAUCCUUGAACUCAUAGAGCCGGUCCUUACUGGUUCUGCCUCAUAUUUCACUAUCAAAGCUACACCCACAGAUACCUACAAUGCCAAGCUGCAAGAUCGUCUCUCUCGCUCGGUAUACGUACACUGCCACUCUUGGGUGCGUACGAAUGGUACAGACAAGUUAUUCCACCCCUUUCCUUGGACUGGGAUGGCUUUGUGGUGGUUCCUUCGUAGACCGAAUUGGGACCACUAUACGGCAGUCGGCGCCAAGAAAUGGGCAUUGGCAAGGCGGAGAAGGGCUGUUAAGAAUAUCAUGAAAUGCACUGCUGUCUUGAUGCUAUUGGGGUCAUAUAUCAGCGGCCCUGCUCAGCGGGUUUUAUAUGACAUGUGGCAAGCGGCUAUUACCGUGACUUGCAGCUACUCGAGUAAAUUUGUCCCGCACUUCAAUUUUUCCAAGUAG